Schizosaccharomyces osmophilus is the source of this 1005-nucleotide messenger RNA. It is a transcript of the gene pga3, whose product is annotated as GPI-phospholipase A2 activity regulator Pga3. The transcript has a single exon. Gene Ontology annotation, cellular component: endoplasmic reticulum membrane. The record is from RefSeq and is a predicted model, not a curated record. The coding region runs from base 1 to 1005 and encodes 334 amino acids. Gene Ontology annotation, molecular function: hydrolase activity, acting on ester bonds. Lineage: Eukaryota; Fungi; Ascomycota; Schizosaccharomycetes; Schizosaccharomycetales; Schizosaccharomycetaceae. Gene Ontology annotation, biological process: GPI anchor biosynthetic process.
AUGACUGGUCGGCAACUAAAUUCUUUUCUUUCUUUUUUAGUAUUACUUCUAGUUGCAUCCUGGAUACAAUGUGCAUCAGCAAGCAAUGGUGAUUUACACCCAUACUAUAGGACAUGCUUAAAUAACUGUCUUACCAUUGACUGUAAUCAGAAUCCUUCACAAAAUGGAAUGCUCCCCUGGUAUUUGAGAUCACUUUUUUGGGACUGUGGUAGCAAUUGCCGUUACGAAUGUCAAAUUGAUACUGAACACUACUUUGCCGUAAACGGAAUUCCCUCUCAGCAGUACUUUGGUAAAUGGUACUUUAUUCGAAUCUGUGGCGUCCAGGAGUUCUUUAGCGUCUUAUUCUCUGUACUUAAUCUAAUCGUUCACUACAAUGGUUAUCAACGUAUGCGUCGUUGCAUUCCAGAUUUUCACCAUAGUAAGUCAUUGUGUCUUAUAUGGGCCAUUAUCGGCAUGAACGCAUGGGUAUGGAGUAGUGUUUUCCACAUUCGCGACACUCCUUUAACCGAGAAGUUGGACUAUUUUUCAGCCGGUGCUUUUGUUUUAUUCGGCUUAUAUAAUUCGCUCCUUCUGAUGUUCAAAUUAGAUCUCAAGCGCGGAGGUAGAACCGCAACAUUCAUACUCGGAAUCCUCUUUUUCGUCGCUUUUGUGGCACAUGUCAGUUAUCUGUCUUUUUAUACCUUCGAUUACGGUUACAACAUGAAGGCGAACCUUUCUGUAGGCUUGCUCUCAAACCUCGUUUGGUACUACUAUUCAUGGUCACAUAGAAAUAUCGGACUUUCUUGGACAAAGGUGCCUGCUUUAUCUGUAACCGCCUUGAUGCUCUCUGCUUCCUUGGAGCUUUUCGAUUUCAGUCCAAUUGCAAAUCUAGUUGAUGCUCAUGCCCUUUGGCAUCUGGCUACAGUACCUAUUACUUACUACAUUUACGGUUUUGUAAUAAAAAGCUCGGUUUAUGACAUAAACGAUACUUCUCCGAAGCUCAAAUCCAUGUACGGCAAAGAUUGA